This is a messenger RNA of Juglans microcarpa x Juglans regia, 960 nucleotides long. RefSeq lists its product as uncharacterized. The record is from RefSeq and is a predicted model, not a curated record. The transcript has 2 exons. The coding region runs from base 105 to 731 and encodes 208 amino acids. NCBI's taxonomy places the organism in Eukaryota, Viridiplantae, Streptophyta, Magnoliopsida, Fagales, Juglandaceae. Gene Ontology annotation, molecular function: protein binding.
GUAACAUACCUAGGCUUGAAGGAGCAGCUCCACCAGCAUCUUUUAGCCUUUGCCUUCCAAGCACCGUUCAUCUUUUCCAUCUAUAAAAUUGAAAACAGUACAGGAUGGUCCGACCUUCGCUCGACACCCUCAAGCCCACCACCAUUAAGUUCCUUUGUAGCUACGGCGGCAAAAUACUUCCCCGCUAUCCCGACCGCAAACUCCGUUAUGUCGGUGGCGAAACCCGUGUUCUCGCCUUCGACCGCUCCAUCUCUUUCUCCGAGCUGUUGAUGAAGCUCGGGGACAUGUGUGCCACUUCGGUAAGCCUUCGUUGCCAAUUGCCCACUGAGGACCUUGACGCUCUGGUAACGAUCACCUCCGAUGAGGAUCUCGCAAAUCUCAUCGAGGAAUACGACCUAGCGGCGUCGCCACCGUCGUCUCUGAAGAUCAGGGCAGUCCUGUCGCCACCCAGAACUGCCAAAAAAACCAAUUCUCCUCGUCCUUCAUCAUCGCCGUCGGCUUCCUCUUUAUCCAAAUCUUCGUCUUCAUCCACUUCGUCGUCUCACAGUCCCACCGGUUCCACUCAGAGGUUUUCGGUGCCGGUUGCCGAUACAUGUUUCCGCCAGAUGUCGCCACCGAUGGCGUAUCAGAGAUCUGCCCCGAAAAUUCAUCCUCACUGUGCUUACCAUGCUCAUGGAAACCCAAGGCAGACCUAUCUCGUCCACAACGGGAAUUACUGGCAAGAGCCCUAAACCAAUGGCACAAAAGCACAUCCUUGCAAACACUAAACAAAUCUAUAAUGGAGAAAAAAAAAUUACUAAUCCAAAUAGAAAGACGAACACAAAAAGAUCCCGAGUUUCAUCUCCACAUACAUAUAUAUAUAUAUAUAUAUAUUUGUGUUAUGUAAUGGGACUGUAAAUCGACGAGAAGGAUUGCUUUUUGAAUCCGUCGCCAUUAAUGAAUUUCAGUCCAAUUUCGUUA